This is a messenger RNA of Penicillium lagena, 1530 nucleotides long. Its product is annotated as SNG1 family protein. NCBI's taxonomy places the organism in Eukaryota, Fungi, Ascomycota, Eurotiomycetes, Eurotiales, Aspergillaceae. The coding region runs from base 1 to 1530 and encodes 509 amino acids. Gene Ontology annotation, cellular component: membrane. The record is from RefSeq and is a predicted model, not a curated record. The transcript has a single exon.
AUGCAGUUCUAUCCCAAGGCGCGCCAGCCCCGGCCCAGCAUUCAUCAUCCCUCGGUUCAGCCGCGUCGAAUGUCUGUUCUGAAAGCGACCACCUUCAACCUUCUCCUGCUGCAAUUUCUUUUCCUUGGGCUUUUUUGCUAUCUGUUCGGAUCUCUCUUUCAGCAGACUACACAUGUUGCGAACAUCAAUUUUCUCUUUGUGGACUACGAUGGCGGCGCGAUCGGCAGUGCGGUUCGAGCUGCGAACCAGCAGCUCAAAAGCCCGGAUUUCCCGUCAUUGGUUGAGCGAUCCGCGCAAGAUUAUCCGCAGACCACCAAGAUCGAUCGCGCAGUCUGUGAUAUCAAAUACUGGGCAGCAUUAUACGUUGUGCCCAAUGCCUCAGAUCGGCUAACAGCCGCACUUGGGGGUGGCUCAGCUGCUUCUGCGUACAAUCAAAGCGACGUUCUCACCAUGGUCUGGAACCAGGCGCGUUAUCCGACCGUGGCUGACUCCGCUGUUUACGGGAGUCUAGAAUCUCUCGCCCAAGCCGCGCGAGUUGCUUACACUCAGGCCGGUGGUAAACGGAUCAUUCAAGCCCUGAAUAGUUCCGAUCCUGCUGCCAUUAAUGUCUUUUCUAAUCCCUGGAUCUUGUCUUCAAUAAAUAUACAACCGACCACACAAGGAUCACGACUUAUCUACAACACAUUGGUGAUCAUAUUGAUACUCAUCCAAGAAUUCUUUUUCUUGGGUUCCAUCAACGGUCUCUACCAGCAGUUUCGACUCUAUACGGUUGUGACACCUCAUCGAAUUGUGAUCGCUCGCCUAAUCCUUUCGGGUGUCUACACAUUUUUGGGUUCCCUGUGUACUACAGGCGCAAUCUGGGCUUUCAGACAUGGAUGGCACGUAAACGGCAGCCAGUUCGUGCUCAACUGGAUAACAUUGUGGCUCUUCGCACAUUUGAACUUUCUGGUUCUCGAUGUUUUCAGUAUCUGGGUCUCCCCUCCGUUUGUGCCAAUGGCACUGAUAACCUGGGUUGUACUCAAUGUGACCUCGAUUCUUCUUCCAUUUGAAUUAUCACCUGGCUUUUAUAGAUGGGGCUAUGCCUUACCUGCGCAUAGCGUCUUCCAGGUUCUAAUUGACAUCUGGUCCAGGGGCUGCAACCCGCAGCUCAACUACGCACUCCCCGUUAUGUUUGCCUAUGAGGUUGUCGGACUUGUUCUUAGCUCUAUCGGCGUGUAUCGGCGUGCCCAUUACGCUUCAGUUAAGCAGGAAGCGGACGAGAAACAAUUUCAAGAGCGGGUCGAGGCAGCAAUCGCGGAGCAAGAGGAACUUCGGGUGGCGAGAGAGAUAACUAGACAAGGGACUCAGGGAAGUGAGACUGAACAGGAAGAAAUGACUGAUAGGCAACGACGCGGAACUGUUACGACACUUGAAGACCAAGAGGAGCUGGCGAGCAGAAUCCGACGCGAUAUGUCCCGCCCUGAGGUUGACAGGGCAGUCACAAGGCGCGAAAGCGUCGGUCCCUGUUUUAAUAUGGCCUUUACAAAAUGA